This is a messenger RNA of Colius striatus (speckled mousebird), 6615 nucleotides long. RefSeq names its product LIM and calponin homology domains 1 (gene LIMCH1). The record is from RefSeq and is a predicted model, not a curated record. The transcript is spliced from 34 exons. Gene Ontology annotation, cellular component: stress fiber. NCBI's taxonomy places the organism in Eukaryota, Metazoa, Chordata, Aves, Coliiformes, Coliidae. Gene Ontology annotation, biological process: positive regulation of stress fiber assembly; regulation of focal adhesion assembly. Gene Ontology annotation, molecular function: myosin II head/neck binding.
GCGGACAGCGGCCUCCGGCGUACCCCCGCCGCGGCCGCGGCUCACCUCGGGCAGGCGGCUCGGUGCCGGGCUGCUCCCCCGCCGCAGCCGCAGCCGCAGCCACAGCCGCAGCCGCGGCGCGCCGGGGCCCUGCAGAUGGCCAGUCCCGGGCUGGAGCUGGGAGAGGUUCAGCCUCCUCCCGACCCCCCCCAGCCGGAGCUGGCCUUCACCGAGGCUCAGAAGUGGAUCGAGCAAGUGACAGGUAGAAGUUUUGGUGAGAAAGAUUUUCGUUCUGGAUUAGAAAACGGCAUUCUUCUGUGUGAGUUGCUGAAUGCAAUAAAGCCAGGACUGGUAAAAAAGAUCAAUAGACUACCGACCCCCAUUGCAGGUUUGGAUAAUAUCAUCUUAUUCUUAAGAGGUUGCAAAGAGCUGGGACUUAAAGAAUCUCAGCUUUUUGAUCCUGGUGACCUGCAGGACACAUCAAACAGAGUAACUAUCAAGAACAUUGACUGUAGCAGGAAGCUGAAAAAUGUGUUAGUCACCAUUUAUUGGCUAGGCAAGGCGGCAAACGGUUGCACGUCAUAUAGUGGAUCAACCCUGAACCUGAAGGAGUUCGAAGGUUUGCUGGCACAAAUGAGAAAGGAAACAGAGGAUAUCGAGAGCCCGAAGCGCAGCAUUCGUGACAGCGGCUAUAUAGACUGCUGGGACUCGGAACGCAGUGAUUCCCUCUCCCCACCUCGCCACGGCAGAGAUGAUUCCUUUGACAGCCUGGACUCCUUUGGCUCCCGCUCGCAGCAGACACCGUCUCCAGAUGUAGUUCUCAGAGGGAGCAGUGAUGGGAGAGGAAGUGACUCAGAAACUGACCUGCCACACAGAAAGAUGCCAGAUGUGAAAAAAGAUGAUAUGUUGGCGAGGAGGACCUCACACGGUGAACCCAAAUCAGCUGUGCCUUUUAACCAGUACCUCCCAAACAAGAGUAAUCAGACUUUCUAUGUACCUGCUCCACUUCGGAAAAAGAAAGCUGAAAGAGAAGAAUACCGAAAGAGCUGGAGCACAGCAACUUCACCACUAGGAGACAGACCUUUCAGCAAACCCCACCCUGAAACCAUAGAAGAAGAACAGAGUGAAACAUCAGGACUGUGUCAAAAGGAGAAAGUGGGCUCCAUGGCUCCUGAGGCAAGCUCCCUUAAAAAUCCAGUAGGUUUGAAUCAAAGUGAAGGAAACUCCAUAGACCAGUCUCCUUCAUGUAGUGCAAAAGAAACAUCAGCACCCAAGGGGACUGACGCAGAAGAGAUCAGAAAGUUAAGAAGACUGGAAGAAGCUGGCAUUAAGGUCAUGUCAGCAGCCCAGCGCUAUGGCAGUAAAAAACCAACAUGUGAAGACAAUGGAAGCAUCCCAGACAUCAUCCUUCGCAAGGACAACCCCUUCAUGACAUCUUAUCAAGGGAAGGAUUCUGGUUCAGAAGAUGAAACAGCCAACAGAGUUCCUGAUUUAGAAAAGGAUGACUUUGCCGCCCGGAGAGCCAGAAUGAAUCAACCCAGACAGAUAGUUCCAUAUAGCUCCUUUUUAAUUGGACCCUAUACGAGUAAAGAUAAAGGUAAACUGGAAGAUGUUAAAAAGCCAUUGCAGAAGGAAAAGCAGGAACAUGCAAGAAGAAGACGUGUGCACAUGGCAUCACCAGGGCAAAUUGUGACAAACAAAGAGAACCUACUUCUGCAAACUGAGAAGACUGAGUCAGAGGAGGAACAACAAGUGAAAGGACCUGAUAUGGAGAAAGAUGAUUUGGCUAACCAGAAAUCACAAAGCGUCCUUCCUCAGCUACAAGAAGAUGUGAUUUUUGUGAAUGCCUCUAUAACAAAAGCAGAUCUGGAGACCUGGAAAAGAUUGAAACUAUCAGGGGAGCCCAGUGAAGAAGAUUUCAAAUGCCCCAGUGACACUCUGCCAGCAGCUGACAUCACGACAAAAGCAGCAGCCCGUGAUGAUUUUGCUGUCCGCAAAGCCAGAGCAAACAAAAAGGCUGGUAGCCCCAAGCAGAAGUUUGUGCAUUUUGGGCCAGUAACUGAGAUUGAUCAACAGAAGUGGGACAAGCUCGUUAUUGGCAGAGCUUCAUCCAAGAGUGGAAUGGAAGAAGAAAGCAAGAAAGACAGUCUGGAGAGUAACUCUAGUGUUGAAGACUCUCCUUCAACCACUGCUAGCAGUUUUGGGUCUGCUGGACACAGCAAUGGAGUAUCUAAGCCACAGAACGAGCCCAGCAAGAAUUUUUAAUGGAAGAGUUUAGCCAGCAAUUCAUUCAGUUAAGUUUGUGUGUUUAUAAAACAUUUUCAAACUGAGUUGAAGGACUCCUCUUCUUACCUUUCAUUUGAAAGCGCCAAGGAAGAAUGUGACGGGCAUUUACCAGACAUUGAGAGAGAUGAUAUGUUGGUUAGAAGAAUGGGAACUUUUCAGAGACGUACUACUAGCCCCAUUCCCAUACGUUGUCCUUCCCUGUCAGUAGCUCCUCAUCUGCUGCAUCAGCAGCAAGGGGAGGCUGUAGUUCAUGAGAAGGAUUUGAAGACUCCGCGGGAAGCAGAAAGUACUGUCACUCCAGAGGAGAGCCAAGAACAUCUUGAACUCCCUCAGCUGCAGAGCUAUGGAACAGAUAACAAAGUGAAAUUUCCAGACCUACAAAGAGAUGACAUGUUGGCCAGAAGGACUGGAGCUUUUCUAAAACAGCCUGGGCCCAGUGUUAAUCAGUUCCUUCCCAUGCCAUUUUCAAAGCAGCAGAGUAAGCAAGGCUCAACUAGAGAACUUGAGAAGAAAAUUACAAGGCCUGAAAAAUGUCCACAAGUCUGCAUUAAUAGCUCUGGAAAACCUGUAAUACAACCACUGCAAGAACAGCAGCAAGGGCAGGAAAAAUGUGAUCUCCCUCCUGCAGGACAAGAUGACACUAUUUGUACUGCCCAAGUGGGUGAAGGUAGUGUUAAUGAAGACCACCUUGGUCAAACAUGUAAGCGACAGCAGGUUCCUGAAGAAAACAAAACAGCAACAUUGUCAUCCAAGGAUGAACAACUGCAAACAUUCGGCCCCAGAACUGCUGUGUCUGAUGACGCAGAGAGUAUGAGCAUGUUUGACAUGAGAUGUGAAGAAGAAGCUGUGACUCAGCCUCAUAGCAAAGCUCGCCAUGAGAAACUGCAGAAUGUACACAACCAGCUGAAAGAGGAUGAGACCAGAUGGCAAGAUGACCUGGCUCGGUGGAAGAGUCGUCGAAGGAGCGCCUCACAGGAUUUAAUAAAAAAAGAAGCGGAGAGGAAGAAAAUGGAAAGAUUAUUGUCUGGAGAUGGAACGAAUGAGCGCAGAAAAAGCAUCAAAACCUACCGAGAAAUUGUGGAGGAAAAAGAGAGGAGAGAGCGGGAGCUUCAUGAGGCAUACAAGAAUGCAAAGUCACAGGAGGAGGCCGAGAGCAUCCUCCAGCAGUACAUUGAAAGAUUCACUAUCAGCGAAGCGGUCCUUGAACGUUUGCAGAUGCCAAAAAUUCUGGAAAGAAGCCAUUCAGUGGAGCCAAACUCCCCACUGAAAGACCCCAAUCCUCUGAGAUACUUAAGGCAACAGUCACUACCUGCUCCGAAAUUCACUGCCACCAUUGAAGCAACCAUUGUUCCCACCACUGAACUAGAGCCCAGUGGUUCAACAGGCCGUACAUCACCCAGCAAAAGUGUUGUCUCCAAGGCUGUGCCUAUGCUGACACCCAAGCCUUACUCCCAGCCCAAAAAUACACAGGAAGUUUUAAAGAACUUUAAGGUAGAUGGAAAAGUCAGCAUGAAUGGAGAAAAUUUCAACGGCGUGGAAGACAAGGAUAAAGAGUGUGCAGCGGUAAUAUUCACUCCUUCGCCAAGCAGAUCUCUGAAAUUUGACGGAGUACCCAGAGGGGACAGGCCCCCUGUAGAGUUGAAGAAGGACCCCACAAGUGUUGAGCUCAGUUUACAGAGGCCUGCCACUCAGAGUGUGCACAAAGAGCCAACAGCCUCCCCAGUGGAAGCAGACACAGCUACUAGCCAGAAGGUCGAGGCCAGCCCUGGAAGUGUGGGACCUGCAAGCCCAGCGUGCCCAUCCCCAGGUUUAGAUCAAAAGCAAUUCAAGUCAACUGCAGCUUGUGCCAGCCCUGUUGUGAAGAGAUUAGAAUUUCUUCCCAGCCCUAUGCCUUCAGAGGAAUCUACUUCAAGUGAGAAAGUUCUGAAGAAACCUGAAAUGGGGCAGCAGAAGGAAACAGAGUUCCCUGCUACACCAGAGGUGAUGAAACCAAAAGCCCUGGAACAAGAAGGGAGUGUAGUAUUGCCAUUUUUAAAGAAAUUACCUGAGACUGGCCAAGUUGCUCUGCAGAAUUCUAGUCUACAAGCUGAUUCUGAUGGUGGUGACAAAUCAAACCGUUUCAAUUUUUGGUCCUGGGAUCCAGAAGAAGAGCGAAAGCGCCAGGAAAGGUGGCAGCAUGAGCAAGAGCGCUUGCUUCAGGAGAAGUAUCAGAAGGAGCAGGACAAGCUGAAAGAGGAAUGGGAAAAGGCCCAGAGAGAAGUUGAAGAGGAGGAACGUAGAUACUACGAGGAGGAGCGGAAGAUAAUUGAAGAUACUGUAGUCCCAUUCAUUGUUUCUUCAAACUCUGCUGAGCUCCUCUCCUCUUCUUCCUCUACCACUGAAGGAAAUAAAACAGCGAACUCAACUGAUUCAAACAGCUCUCCAGAGGAAGGCAAACAAAAAGAAGUUACAAGGCAGAAAAAGCUGCUAUGGGAGCAGGAUAGUAUGCCAUCUCUGAAAAGCAAGGAAAAUGAACUCUGGCAAGAAAAGAGGAGUGGAAAUAAAGUGAUCUCAGGACACCCAGAGAUGGGUAUCUUGAAAGGAGGUGAAGAGGAGCAGCAGGUGCCAGUGACGGAGCGCAACUCACCAGCCAGGCUGAGCCUGCCAUUGACUCAGGAUGUCUCCUGGAAUCAGCAGCUGCUGACAAAGCAGUCCCCGCAUCGCACAGAGGACACACGGCAGAGACCAUUCCUGGGCCUGAGCACGGGACAGCAGCUGAGCUCUGCGGGGGACACGAGGAGGGCAGGCUGUCAUGACAACUUCCGAUCUGGGCCAUCAUCUCCCUGCUCUCCUGCUGCUCUGAGUCAGUCACCCAACAGGUACAAAAGGUCUGUCAGUGGAAAGAAGCUUUGUUCUACCUGUGGGUUUCCUCUUGGAAAAGGAGCUGCCAUGAUUAUUGAAACUCUUGGUCUUUAUUUCCAUAUUCAGUGCUUCAGGUGUGGCAUUUGCAAGGGACAGCUGGGAGACGCAGCAAGUGGGACAGAUGUCAGGAUUAGAAAUGGUCUUCUCAACUGCAAUGAUUGUUAUAUCCGAUCCAGAACUGCUGGACAGCCAACUACAUUGUGACAUGUCUUUCAGUCGUAAUAACUUUCAAGAAGGAACCCUCUUCCCAUAUGUAUCGGCUGCCUCCAGACAAUCACUUGUAAGAGCUUGAAUCCAUGGACAUCGUGGCACUCAUCUCAUUUUGAAAAACUCAUUAAAACGCUACACCUGCUCCUUUAAAAUGCAAGAUGUUGGUUUUUUCCCUUUCUUAAGAAAUUUGGAAAGUAUGUGUGACCAUGUUUGGGAAGGCAAAGCCUAAGUACCAUUAAAAAAAAUUGCCACCUUUCAGGUAUGCUUAUGAUUUCUGAUCUGUUACCUUGUUCUUCUGAAAGGAAUAAGAAAAUAAACAUGCAAUAAAGCUGUUUUGUUUUAAUAUUUCUAGGAAUUAAAAAAUACAAGUUUACAGAACCUUUAUAGAAUAUGCCAACUUGACCUGAGAAGUAAUUUUAAGAUAGAAUCUAAUCAGUGCAUUUGAAAAGCUAAACAUCACAGUGCAACUUCUCUGUUACAACUGAAGCUAUAACUUUUUUUAUACAGAGACUAGUUUGAUAGUACACCCUGUAACUCUGAAGCUUUUUGUGUUUAUAUGACCUUCAGUGGAGGGAAGGAGUUAUACAAAUAAAUUAUUGCACCUUUAGUGAUAGGGGUUUUUUUUGUUUGUGUACCUCAAGUAAUGUUCAUGACUAUAGCUUAAUAUUCUCUCCAAUAAAGAUUUCUUCAUUAAACCUAAAGACUGUAUACCGUUAACGAUGUCAAGAUUCCCAUUGGGGGCAGUCAUUCCUACUAAGGUCAGCAGCCCGUGUUGUUAAUGAUCUCGGUGAAAGGUGGUGGUGUGGGGGAGAGGCAGCCAAGUGAGCAGACACAGCUGUAUUGUGAGUCUCUGAGCUGCACUUUGAUGCUGUGGAAAAGCUUUUCUCUUUGGUCUGAGCUGGUUUGAGAUCUGGUUGUUCACUUGCAGACAUUACAGCUGGUUGAAAUCUCAUGCGGAGAAACACGUGUGGUAUGGGCGUCCUGCAGAGCAGGGGAUUGAGCCUGUGUUCCUCUAUAUGUGACCCCAAUAAAGUCAGCAAAACCUAGGGUUACAGAAGGUGGGCAUGGAGGAGGCUGGCAGCAGCAGGCAAAAACACUUGCCUGAUCUUGCCAUUGUUUGGGCCAGUUUGGAUUAAGCACGUACUCCUUACUGAAGUGAUCCAGCAGCUUGUUGAAACAGCGUUCAGAGCUGUGUCGCUCUAUCUCCAACACACAGACAAGGUUAGGAGAUGCCUUGCA